CACUUUGCUUUCAUUUCAUUUAUUACCCAUCAACGUUUAACAAUGAUAAAGACAAAGAAGAAUAGUAGUGCUACUACUAUUACUCCUGCACCAGCAACGGAAAAGAAGAAGAAGUCAGAUACCACAUCAACAACCACAACUACCACCACCGCCACCACAGCUGCCACUAAAGUCGCGAUAACCAAGAAGCCAGCUGCUGCCAAAGUAGCCUCCAAAACAACAACUACAUCAUCAAAACAAACUACAAACAAACAGGUUAACAAUAAUAAUAAUAAAGGACAACAACAACAACAACAAACAAAGAGAAAGAGAAAGAAUGAGGAAGAGGAGGUAGAUAGCAGUGAUGAGAAUGAUGACAGCGACCAAGAUCAAGACUCAAGUAGCAGCAGUGACAGUGAUGAUGAGAGUGACUUUGAUGAGAUAAGUGUCCAAUUCGAUAUUACAAAGGUUGAAAGCAAUGAUUAUCACUCGAUAAAGAAUAUGAUGAUCAAGUUGGUACCAUGGACUGUGGAAACAAAGUUUAAUGCUGGAGCAAUCACUGAUCUUAUACUGGAUCAAUGUAAACGUGUGGAUUUUGGUCGCGCCAUCAGAGUGGAGAACAAUGACGAUCCAUAUGGAUUCGUGUCCGUACUCAACUAUGCCACGAACAAGCAACACGAUGCUGUUCAGGGCUAUGCCGACUACAUUGCGGCCAAGACCAAGCAACCAGAGACACAACACAUCGAUGCCAAACUGUUGCCAAAGCACAAGCAAAUGUCUGCCGUGGUGGCCGACCUCCUCGCCGGCAAGAUGGGCAAACUUGGACUAUUCUUCAAUGAGCGAUUCCUCAACAUACCCUAUCAACUUGUGCAUCCACUACAUCAAUACGUCCAAUGGGACAUUGAACUUCUAACAAAGAAGCAAAAGCAUGAUAAUGCUGGAUCCAGUAAGUCCAAGAAGGAGAGUGAGGAUGCUGCUGCCGCAGCACAAUUGGCAGAGGGCGAGGAGUACUACUUCAAGAUUGAGGACAAGUAUUUGAGGGAGUUGGCAUCUGCAUGGUGCACAUUCAACAUUCCCUAUGACUAUGGUCCCGGUGCCAGAUGGACAUUGGAGGGUCACAUGCAUCGCAAGGGUCUAAUCAUGGUAGUGCCACAGUCCAACAUCCAAACAUUCCUCGAAACAAUCAAGACUGAGUUGCAG
Molecule: messenger RNA, 1179 nt
Organism: Acytostelium subglobosum LB1
Lineage: Eukaryota; Evosea; Eumycetozoa; Acytosteliales; Acytosteliaceae
Exons: 4
Cellular component (GO): nucleus
Source: RefSeq, a predicted model, not a curated record